GCUUGCGCCUGUCUCAGUCAGUCACGUCACGAUGCAGCGCGUGCUGACUGUGAGGCUUGGGCGACUCAUUACGCUGAGAAAUAAACUUGCAUUGCGUUUCGGACCCGGCGCUGUAAAAAUGUCCACCCUACUGAUAAGUCAACCAAAGUACAGCUGGUUAAAAGAGUUAGACCUGCAGGAGGACAAUGACGGAGUUUAUAACGGCUCCUGGGGGGGAACGGGAGAGGUAAUCACGUCAUACUGCCCGGCCAACAAUGAACCCAUCGCCAGAGUCCGACAGGCGACUACGGCAGAAUAUGAAGAAACUGUACAGAAAGCAAUGGAAGCCUGGAAAGUUUGGGCAGAUGUUCCUGCUCCAAAGAGAGGUGAAAUUGUUCGACAGAUCGGUGAUGCUCUGAGAAAAAAGAUUAAAGUUCUUGGCAGCUUGGUGUCGUUGGAGAUGGGUAAGAUCUAUGUGGAGGGUGUUGGUGAGGUGCAGGAGUAUGUAGAUGUGUGUGACUAUGCUGUGGGACUCUCUCGGAUGAUCGGUGGACCCAUUUUACCCUCUGAAAGGCCAGGUCACGUACUGAUCGAGCAGUGGAAUCCAGUGGGUCUUGUGGGAAUCAUCACAGCUUUUAACUUCCCCGUGGCAGUUUACGGCUGGAAUAACGCAUUAGCUCUUAUCUGCGGCAACGUUUGUCUUUGGAAAGGAGCUCCUACCACACCUCUCACAAGCGUUGCGGUAACAAAAAUUGUCGCUGAUGUGUUAGAGAAGAAUAAUCUUCCUGGUGCCAUCUGUUCUAUGACCUGUGGUGGAGCUGACAUUGGCACGGCGAUGGCUCGGGACGAGCGAGUGGGUCUGCUCUCAUUCACUGGCAGCACUCAUGUUGGUAAUCGGGUGGCAAUGAUGGUGCAGGAGCGCUUUGGUCGGCAGCUGCUGGAGUUGGGAGGAAACAACGCCAUCAUAGUGUUUGAAGACGCUGAUCUCAGUCUGGUUGUGCCAUCUGCUGUCUUUGCCUCAGUGGGAACGGCCGGUCAGCGCUGCACUACUACCAGAAGACUGAUGCUUCAUGAAAGUCUUCAUGACAAGGUUGUGGAGAGGAUCGCUAAAGCAUACAAACAAAUCAGAAUCGGCGACCCCUGGGACCCUAAUACUCUCUACGGGCCUCUGCACACCAAACAGGCUGUUGAACAGUAUCUAGCGGCUGUAGAACAAGCCAAGCAGCAGGGCGGCACUGUCGUAUGUGGAGGAAAGAUCAUUGAGCGUCCAGGGAACUAUGUGGAGCCCACAAUUAUCACAGGAUUGCCACACGAUGCUCCAAUAGUUCACACGGAGACCUUCGUUCCCAUCCUUUAUGUGCUCAAAUUUAAGACGGAGGAUGAGGCGUUCGCCUGGAAUAAUGAAGUGAAACAAGGGCUCUCCAGCAGUAUCUUCACAAGAGACAUGGGCCGAGUGUUUCGCUGGUUAGGACCCAAAGGCUCUGAUUGUGGCAUUGUGAACGUGAACAUUCCUACCAGCGGCGCUGAGAUCGGAGGAGCGUUCGGUGGAGAGAAACACACAGGAGGUGGUCGAGAGUCAGGCAGUGAUUCGUGGAAACAGUACAUGAGAAGAUCCACGUGCACCAUCAACUACAGCAAAGAUCUACCGCUGGCACAGGGCAUCAAGUUUGAGUAAACACUUACCAGUGUAAACACAGUAAAACACUAGCUCUUUAUAUCUUACUUUAGCUUUAAUUCUGAUGCUUUUCUUGUAAAACAAUAAUAAUCCAUUGAUGUAUUUUGUAAGCACUUACUCUUUUUCUAGGACACAUACUGUUUAUUACUGAGAAACUAUGCCUCAGUAAAUGUAUGAGAUGAUAAUAAAAGCGGUUUCAUUUAACAUGGAGGCAGAGAUCACACAACAAA
Molecule: messenger RNA, 1884 nt
Organism: Misgurnus anguillicaudatus (oriental weatherfish)
Lineage: Eukaryota; Metazoa; Chordata; Actinopteri; Cypriniformes; Cobitidae
Gene: aldh7a1
Product: aldehyde dehydrogenase 7 family, member A1
Molecular function (GO): aldehyde dehydrogenase (NAD+) activity
Source: RefSeq, a predicted model, not a curated record